CGAUUUUUUAUAUCAAAGUCUCCCGAAACGCACAAAAACAAGCUAACAAAGCGUGGAUUGUAGCGUGAAGGGAAAGGAAAGUGAAGAAAAAAGGGCUUACGAGUUGAUCAUCAACUCACUGAGUCAUCACUGAACGAGUGUUUGUUUGGAGUUGAGGAAUGGCGAAUAUCGACAUAGAGGGACUGCUGAAGGAGAUCCCGAACGAUGGGCGAGUGCCGAAGACGAAGAUCGUGUGCACGCUGGGACCGGCGUCUCGGUCGGUGGAGAUGGUCGAGAAGCUUCUCCGGGCAGGCAUGAACGUCGCUCGCUUCAACUUCUCCCAUGGAACUCACGAGUACCACCAGGAGACCUUGAACAAUCUCAGGACCGCCAUGCACAACACUCAGAUCCUCUGCGCCGUCAUGCUCGACACCAAGGGACCUGAGAUUCGAACUGGUUUUCUAAAGGAUGGAAAGGCUAUUCAACUUAAGGAGGGUCAGGAGAUUACCAUUACUACUGAUUACAGCAUCAAGGGAGAUCAGGAGUUGAUUUCCAUGAGCUACCAAAAGCUGGCUGUGGACUUGAAGCCUGGAAAUACCAUUUUAUGCGCAGACGGUACUAUUACCCUGACUGUCUUGUCUUGUGACCCAAAAGCCGGGACUGUGAGGUGCCGUUGUGAGAACACUGCAAUGCUUGGAGAGAGAAAGAAUGUUAACCUUCCUGGUGUUGUGGUGGAUCUUCCAACCCUAACUGAGAAAGACAAGGAAGAUAUUCUUCAAUGGGGUGUUCCUAACAGAAUUGACAUGAUUGCCCUGUCUUUUGUACGCAAGGGAUCAGAUCUUGUACAUGUUCGUAAGGUUCUUGGGUCCCAUGCCAAGCGUAUUAUGUUGAUGUCAAAGGUUGAGAACCAGGAGGGAGUUAUCAACUUUGACGAGAUCUUGCGCGAGACUGAUGCAUACAUGGUUGCUCGUGGUGAUCUUGGAAUGGAGAUUCCGGUUGAGAAGAUCUUCCUGGCCCAAAAAAUGAUGAUAUACAAGUGUAAUCUUGUGGGUAAGCCUGUUGUCACUGCCACCCAAAUGCUUGAGUCCAUGAUCAAGUCUCCAAGGCCAACCCGUGCCGAAGCUACUGAUGUAGCUAAUGCAGUGCUUGAUGGAACUGAUUGUGUUAUGCUUAGUGGUGAGAGUGCAGCUGGGGCCUAUCCAGAACUUGCUGUGAAGAUCAUGGCCCGUAUAUGUAUUGAGGCAGAAUCUUCUCUUGACUAUGGAGCAAUCUUUAAGGAAAUGAUUAGGUCAACUCCUCUUCCAAUGAGCCCAUUGGAGAGUCUUGCAUCCUCAGCUGUGCGAACAGCUAACAAAGCCAAAGCGAAACUCAUUGUUGUGAUGACGCGUGGCGGGACCACUGCCAAAUUGGUAGCCAAAUAUAGGCCAGCUGUUCCAAUCCUCUCUGUUGUUGUUCCAGUGUUGACAACAGACUCUUUUGAUUGGACCUGCAGCGAUGAGACUCCCGCAAGGCACAGCCUGAUUUACAGGGGUUUACUUCCCCUACUGGCCGAAGGAUCAGCUAAGGCCACCGAUGCGGAAUCCACCGAGGUGAUCUUGGAAGCUGCAUUGAAAUCUGCAAUUGAGAGGGGGCUGUGUAAGCCUGGUGAUGCAGUUGUGGCACUUCAUCGUAUUGGAACAUCCUCUGUGAUUAAGAUCUGCGUAGUGAAAUGAUGUGGUACUCGCAGAUGACCAAUAUUGCUAUGUGAGGCAGUGACAAGUUGAGCCUAUAUUUUACUUUCUGAGUCCUUAUUUUAUGCAAUGUUGCUUUCAGAGCACUAAAAAUCAGUUUUUGGCCAUUUUUCCUUGAGCUUUCUUAGAGGGUAUGAGAACCUCUGGAUUAUCUUGCUUUAUCCUGUAUUUUUCAGUUAGUCAAUGUCAUAUGACUGAUCUUAAUUUUGGCAUGGUAUAAAAAUAAGGCUUGGCUCUUUUGUAA
Molecule: messenger RNA, 1953 nt
Organism: Morus notabilis
Lineage: Eukaryota; Viridiplantae; Streptophyta; Magnoliopsida; Rosales; Moraceae
Product: pyruvate kinase, cytosolic isozyme
Exons: 4
Coding region: 159-1691 (510 amino acids)
Biological process (GO): glycolytic process
Cellular component (GO): cytoplasm
Molecular function (GO): pyruvate kinase activity; magnesium ion binding; potassium ion binding
Source: RefSeq, a predicted model, not a curated record